This is a messenger RNA of Cuscuta europaea, 1180 nucleotides long. The record is from the annotation of a GenBank genome assembly. NCBI's taxonomy places the organism in Eukaryota, Viridiplantae, Streptophyta, Magnoliopsida, Solanales, Convolvulaceae.
CACUCUAUUUUUCAACCCUUCGUUAUAACCCAUAACCGAAACCAAAACUCACCUAAAAACCUUCUCCUUCGUGAGAGGAAUCCAACGGUAGAAGAAUCGUAGAAAACGGUCGUGAAACGAGAGAGAUAUCGCUCGCCGGAGUUGCAAGUUGUGGAAGCGGGUCUUUAUAAAAAGCAGAUAUUUUGCCGUAGAUAGGGGUGGAGGAGCUUCGUCUCGCCGCAAGGAUCAUUUUGCAAAUUGAAUCGUCGAAAUCCGUUAUCUGUGAAUAUUUAGAGACCGGAACUGAAGAAGAGAAUUAGGAGCAUCGGGAUUUAAGGAGGUGAUCAUGUUGAUUUUGAUGCUGCAAAUUUUGAGAGCGCGAAUUAGAAGACAACUAUGCCUUCAGGGACUUUGUGAGUAUGUCCGGAGGGUUGAGCAUAUGAUGGAGGCCAGGGGUGCCGUUGAGGAGGAAGCUGCUAGCCUCAGAAAGAAGCUGACUGAAGUCGAGGACUCCCUUCGCCUGGCCACCGAAAGCAUGGAAGAGCGAGUGCGGGCUGCGAAGGCCGAAGGCAAGAGCGAGGGCCUGGCUGAGGCCGGGGAAGCAGCCGCCGAAGCCGCCCGUGUUGCCGCCGAGGAGGCUGAGAGGGCAAAGGCCGAGGAGGUGGCCAAGGCUGGGAAAGCUGCUGUGGAGGCAUUCAUGACCGGGGGCUGAAUGACCGAGGACAAAGAAGACUGGGUGUCCUCGGUUGUGGAGAAGAAGGUAGAUGCCUGGGUCGGAGGUCCCGGCAAGACGUGGCUAGCGGAGAGGGGAGACUCUUACUACCAGAGCAGGGGGUUCUUUACUCAACGCCUCAUUUACCGGAAGCUGGCCCACCACUUCAAUGUAUCCCCGAUGGACUUCAAGCCGGAGGCCUAUGGCCUUCCCCCUCGGCAGCCAGACAUCAAGCCCCCCUCCCCGAAGGCGAAGAGAGGCCGGUGCUAGAAGAUUCUGAGACCUUGAGGGAGUGUGGCCUCGGUGGUGACGAAGAUGAUGCUGAGGGCGGCGCCACUUCCAAAGCAGCUGAUGAAGGAACCGCUUAGUAAUUUGUACUUGUAAUAUUUUUGAAUUUGUAAAAACAUUCUGUAGCUUUCGUCCGAUGUGACAAACACUUAACAUUGUCCUCCUUUUCUUCUAUAUAUGAUUCCCUCGGGCCUUGUGAUG